This is a messenger RNA of Neoarius graeffei (lesser salmon catfish), 3965 nucleotides long. It is a transcript of the gene cept1a, whose product is annotated as choline/ethanolamine phosphotransferase 1a. The transcript is spliced from 9 exons. Gene Ontology annotation, biological process: phosphatidylethanolamine biosynthetic process. Gene Ontology annotation, molecular function: diacylglycerol cholinephosphotransferase activity; ethanolaminephosphotransferase activity. The record is from RefSeq and is a predicted model, not a curated record. The coding region runs from base 261 to 1412 and encodes 383 amino acids. Gene Ontology annotation, cellular component: Golgi apparatus; endoplasmic reticulum membrane. Lineage: Eukaryota; Metazoa; Chordata; Actinopteri; Siluriformes; Ariidae.
ACGCUUCCGUUCGGGAGGUGUUUACUUCCGGUGUGCUCCCGCCAUUGUGUGUCAUGGACCUGGCGUGGAUUUAUCAUACAAACUGAGAUAAACCGUCAUUAAUCUGCUUUUUAUCUGAUUUCCUCUCGGGUUAAUAAUUCCUGAGGAGCUGCUUUAAUCUGCAGAGAGAGAGAGACCUUCACCAUACGCAGUGAAGAGUUCUGGAUUCUGAUUGCUCACUCUGUGUGUGUGUGUGUGUGUGUACACACACUCAGGUUGUGAUGAUGGUGUUGUCAGGGUUACGGUUGUCACGGCAGCAGCUGAAGCGGUUGGAGGAGCACCGGUACAGCAGUGAGGGUAAAUCCCUCCUGGAGCCGCUCCUGCAGCCAUUCUGGUGCUGGCUGGUGGAGAGAGUUCCCCUGUGGGUCGCCCCCAACCUCAUCACCUCCAUCGGCCUCGCCCUCAACAUCACCACCACACUCCUCCUCGCCUAUCACUGUCCUACCGCUACUGAGCAGGCUCCAACAUGGGUGUACCUGUCCUGUGCUGUAGGGCUGUUUCUCUACCAAUCACUGGACGCCAUUGAUGGUAAACAGGCGAGACGGACCAACAGCAGCACUCCGCUUGGAGAACUCUUCGACCAUGGCUGUGACUCGCUCUCCACUGUGUUUGUGAUUCUGGGGACGUGUAUCGCGGCUCAGAUGGGGACGAAUCCUGACUGGAUGUUCUUCUGCUGUUUUGUGGGCGUGUUCAUGUUCUACUGCGCUCACUGGCAGACCUACGUCUCAGGAACGCUGCGCUUCGGCAUUAUUGAUGUGACUGAAGUGCAGGUCUUCAUUAUGACCGUGUACCUGCUGGCUGCACUCGGAGGAACUGCUCUCUGGCAGUUUGUGAUUCCGGUACUGAAUGUCCAGGUGAAGAUGAUUCCUGCCUUCCUGACGCUCCUCGGUGCCAUUUUCUCCUGUACAAACUACUUCCGGGUCAUCUUCACAGGCGGGAUGGGCAAAAACGGCUCCACCGUCGCGGGGACGAGUGUGCUCUCUCCAGCGUUCCACAUCUCCGUGGUGUUGGUUCUGGCCGUGUUGGUGUAUAAAUCCUCAGCAGAGCAGCUGUUUGAGAGAAACCCAUGUCUCUUUGUGUUAGCGUUCGGCUUCGGCUCCGCAAAACUCACCAACCGCCUGGUGGUCGCCCACAUGACGAAGAGUGAGAUGCAGCACUGUGACGCUGCGUUUGUUGUGCCGCUGCUGCUCUUUAUUAAUCAGUACUGUAACAGUUUCCUCAGUGAACACUUCCUCCUCUGGGGGGCGCUGGUGCUCUCUGCGUGUGAUCUGGUGUGUUACUGUACGAGUGUGUGUCAGCAGAUCGCCGCCCACCUCAACAUCAGUGUGUUCAGCCUUCAGAAACCCAGAACCUGCCGCAACAACCACCACUAACACACACACACACACACACACACUUCCGUUCUCCUGUUACACUCUUGCAGCCGGUCAGUCACUCCAGUGAACUAAAGAACCCUAGUGAACAUGCACGCGCAGAACCAUGUGACUUUUCUCCAGAACAGAAAUGUUGUAGUUUGAUGAAUUAAUUAUAGUUAUUUUCGUAUUUCUGUUACAUGUUAACGUUUGUUAUUUUUCUGGUAUAAGCUAACGUUAAUCACUGAAGCGAAACUUUUCUGUUUGUUUUUAAUCAAAAUUAUAAACAGGAAGUGGAUUCUCUGCUGAUCUCACGCACUCCUGCCCUACACAGAGGAACACUUCGAGUUUAUUUAGUUGUUACAUGGUUUCCCGGGGGGGGGGUCAUAAAUACUAUACUGUAGAUUUUCAUCACUUUUAGAGAAAUAUUAACGCACACACACACCUGCUGCCAAUAAAAGGCUUCUGAUGAGCAUGAGCAGGUGAGUUCACAUCAGGAAGUCCUAAAGUGGAGCUUUAACACAGCGGAGGCUCUGACUUCAGCUUAUUGUAUCCUGCUUUACUCACAACCUGUGUGUGUGUGUGUGUGUUAGAGUAGAAGUGUGAGAGCUGCAGGACUACGGAUCUGGUUAGAGGAUCAGAUUAAUGCUUGCUGUUUCCUGCUUUGUGUUUUGGGGCGUGGCCUCUGUCCAGUCCUGGUGUGGGUGUGGUCAAUGUUGUUUGUUAUAACAAUGUACGUGUUUACUUAUUAGUUAUGUUGCACUCGUUCACCGGACCACAAGUCUUCCAAAAAAAAAAACUGAAGAACUGUUUUGUGAUUAGAAAUGAAUGUGCUGCUGAGCGAGCUGUAAAACACGCUGUCCCGGGUUCGGAUGCUGUUUCUUUAACGCGCCCUCGGUGACUUCCCCAAAGUGUUUCACACACUAGCAUGCUAACUAGCUCACAACAAUCAAAUGUAUUAAAAGUUCUAAAAUACUUGAAUUUCUUUUGAUUGUUUGUUUCUCGCACACACCCCCCCCGCUUCACGCAGUGCAUUCUGGGCAAAUUUCUGUUUAUCGAAUGAACUUCCUCCAACCCGGUGAUGUGAUGUAACUUCUCAGCUCUGACCCUGGCCACGGCGGGGAAGUGGACGAGGGAGCGUUAGAAACAGGAUUGGAACACUGUGGCGGACGGUGAUGAUGUCACUAAUUUAAACUCCGCCUCUGAACACUGCGAGAGUACUGACUCGUUGAAUCCGUGUUUACACUCCUGAGUUAAUGUGACGAGCUGAUGAUCACGUGCCUUCCUCCUUUAUUUUGCGCUCUGUUAAACUCUAUGCACACGCGGUGUUUUAAACUCUAAUCUCACGUCAUGUUUUUCAUCCUUCGAUGAGACGCACAUCGAGUUACUCACGUGUUAAAGGUGCAGUAAGUGUUUUUGUAAAAAAGUUACAGUGAGUAAAAACGGCUAAUUCUCUUCUCAUAAAGUGUUGGGUAUUUUAUUUAUUUAUUUUAAUUUAUUUCUUUUAAAUCCUGCUUUAAACCGCUGUCAUUCAGGUCUCUGAGUUUUAUAAAAACUGUGUUCUGUAAUCAGAUAUGGACUUCCUGCUUCAAUUUAACACCUUCACUGUGUGCUUCAUAACAUUUACAAUAACUCCUGUAAAUUAACCAACUAGACACAGUAAUGCGUGUGGGCGGAGCUAGAAACUAGACAGUGCUGGUCACUGAUUGGUCGAACACAGUGAUGAUAAUUGAUAGCCGUGUAACUCAUCACUAGAACUGAUUUCUCCUGUUUCAUCUUCAAAUUAUGACCCAUUCACACGUUCUUACUUCUUAUUCACCAUUUAUGUUCACUACAUAGUGCACUACAUGAUUAAUAAAACACAAUUCAACCACGGAAACUGUACGAAUCUGUUGUUUGUGACGUAAACAUGUUGCUCUUUCCAGGCCCCUCGAGCAGACUACCUCAGUACCUCCGUUUCGCACCUUCAGCUUGUUUAAAGAGAAUCUGUUCUCACUAAGCCCCUCCCCCUUUUCUUUCUGUUGUGUUCUGGCUGUAGAUCAAACAUCCAUAACGUUCCUGCGAUGUGUUUUGAGGUUUAUGUAGUAAAUAAACACUGAGUAAAUGUUUUUGUGUCACACAAAUGCACUAAACUGACUAAAACCAUGGGGUUGCGCUCCAUUUCCUCAUUUCUACACACAUCACUGUUAAAUCGCAGUGCGACUGCAGCGCUUUUAAAUCUACCUUUAAACUUUGGAAGGCAUGGCCUAAGGGGUGUGGCCGGUAGGUCCUGUGAAUAUUUUGCUUCCAAGGUGGGAGGUAAUGUUAAAUCAGUAAAAUGAUGCACAAAUUGAGAAUGCUUAUUGCAUCUUUUAAGGUUCAAUUUUGCAUAUGUAAAUUAGGUGGGAGGAGUCGACAGUGUUUUGUUCUGUUUGUGAGACUAAAACACAUUAAAGGUGAAGUGCGGAGUGAUUAAAGGGGCAGUGUUUGGAAUGUGUGUUAAUUCUCCUGUUAACGCUCUACCUCUUUAACACUCAGCUGUGUGUGUGUGGUGAUUAAUUUCCGCACAGUCCUUAAAUAAACAUCUGUAACGUU